UAAAUUUAGAUAUAAAUAAGUAACGAGAGCACUAUUUUGUAUUCAUUUAUAAUCAGUGAAUUAAGUGUCACUAAGCUACUUUCAAAAUGAAGGCAGCACUACUUUUUUUAGUAGCUGUUGCGACAUAUUGCUCAGCAACUCCAGUUAAAUUAAGUAGCGAAGCUGUCAGGAAGUAUGUCAACGAUUCCAGGUAUAUAGUUCGUGAAACAGAGAAGGGACUUUAUGAAGUUGAAGAUCUUACUGAAUUAGCAACAGAAGUUUUCGCUACUGAAGAUGACAUUACCUUCUAUUUUUUCUCACAAUCGAAUCGCAAUGGUGUCGAAAUCAAGGAAAGUCAGUUACACGAUAUUGUUAGACUUACUGGUUUCGAUAUUAAUAAAGAAACAUUAGUGGUUAUCCAUGGAUGGCAAAACGACUACACAUCACCCGUGAACGAUCAUAUCAAAACCGCAGCUUUGCAAGGUCACGACAUCAAUGUUAUUGUCGUCGAUUGGAGUCCAAUUGCUGCACGGAGAUACAUCAUAGCCCAACCUGCUGUACUCAGAGUUGGCAACUAUAUUGGAGACUUCUUGCUUAGAUUGGAUAAUGAACUAGGACAUAGACUGACAAAAGUUUCGUUAGUUGGGCACUCAUUGGGAGCUCAUAUUGCUGGAAAUAUUGGAGCCAGGACUGGUGGAUUGGUAGAUAACAUCAUUGGUUUGGACCCUGCGGGACCUUUUUUUACCCAAAGGAAUAUCGACAAUAGGCUGGACCCCACUGAUGCUCGCUAUGUUCAAGUCAUCCACACCAAUGAUGGAGUUUUAGGAUUUGGAAUUAUAAUGGGACAUGCUGAUUACUACCCCAACGGCGGAAAAAUUCAGCCAGGAUGUGGAAUCGACAUAGUAGGAAGUUGCGCACAUAGCAGGGCCUAUGUAUACUACGCAGAGAGUUUAAACAACAACAAUUUCAUCUCGAGAUUAUGUUCAAGCUACUCCGACUUUUCAUCUAAUAGAUGUAAUUCCAACACAACUAGCUUUUUGGGAAGUUUCCCAAUUGAUAAAACGGCUACUGGAGAGUACUUCCUUGAAACAAACAGUAAUUCUCCAUAUGCUAGAGGUUAAAUGAUGGAAUCAGUUAUUGUGCUUCGUAUAACAUCUGUAAAUUAUGUUUGAAUCAAAUGUAAAUAAUUUUUUUUUGAAAAAUUUGGAUGGCUGAUAAAGAUAUAUGUUUA
Messenger RNA from Sitophilus oryzae (rice weevil), 1210 nucleotides. Its product is annotated as pancreatic lipase-related protein 2-like. The record is from RefSeq and is a predicted model, not a curated record. The transcript is spliced from 5 exons. Gene Ontology annotation, molecular function: lipase activity. NCBI's taxonomy places the organism in Eukaryota, Metazoa, Arthropoda, Insecta, Coleoptera, Curculionidae. Gene Ontology annotation, biological process: lipid metabolic process. Bases 87 to 1100 code for a protein of 337 amino acids.